UUGGUUUUCUGAGCCGCUUGCAUUGAGAUUUCAGAACCUUAAACGCACGACACUUUGUUUCUUGAUAAAAAAAAAAAGAAAAGAAAGAAAAAGACAAAAACAGAAAGAAGAAAUGUCGUGUGUUGAGGCUGCAUUGCACAGAAGUUGACCCCCACGCGUCAUGGUCGUGCAUUCCGCAAGAUCUCGCUUCAGAUAGUGUUUUUUUUUUUCAAGCAAAUAGUCAGUAGAAAUUUGCAGGAUUUCAGGAAGAGAUUGAUGAAGGUUUUAUUGCUGAAUUCAGGUUGAAUUCUUUUCUUUUUUUUUUCCUCGGGAAGAUGCAGGCCUCCUGUCAGAUCUUCAAGCUCGUGUGAUUUCUUGGACUGUGAUGUGUGUGUGUAUGUGAGAUGCUCCAGCUUAAUGCGUCCAUGGGCUCAGAGCGGGUGGAGAUGCGUAAGAGACAGAUGCAGGUUCAUCAGGAAGCAGCUGCCAGUGUCCUCCAAGCGCGCCACAGAAUGGGAAACACCCCCACCACCAACGCCUCAAACGCCUGCUGCUUCUGCUGGUGCUGCUGCUGUAGCUGCUCCUGUCUGACUGUUAGGAGUGAGGACGAGACAAUUCAGAGAUCCACUUUUGAACACAGGACAGAGGGAAUAACUAACUGUGAAGAAAGCCCGAAGCCUAGUCUGGAAGACGCCCGCUCCUGGACGAUGUCGUUUGAGAAGGUGAUGAAAAGCGCGGCGGGUCGCGGCUGCUUCAGGCAGUUCCUGCGGACAGAGUUCAGUGAGGAGAACAUGAUGUUCUGGCUCGCCUGCGAGGAACUCAAAAAGGAGACCAACAAGACUGUGGUGGAGGAGAAAGUCCGUCAAAUAUACGAGGACUUCAUCUCAAUCCUUUCCCCUAAAGAGGUCAGUCUGGAUUCUCGCGUUCGGGACGUGAUAAACCGCAACAUGCUGGAGCCGACCUCGCACACAUUCGACGACGCUCAGCAACAGAUCUACACGCUGAUGCAGAGAGACUCGUACCCCCGCUUCAUAAACUCAACCGCGUACACAGAUCUGCUGAAGAGCCUGGAGGAGCCUCCCCCUGAGCCAUAGACUCUCCACUGCCACACACUUAGCUUUUCAAUAUGGCGCAUGCGUCCCACCCGAAGGAGUUUUGUGUUCCUCUUGGAGUCCUGCUAUUUAGAGAGACAGACAGGAAAAUGAACACUACUUAAAACCGGUCUUUAUCCAGCUGUAACUGCUGUUUAUUUACCCAUGAUUAGCUUACCAAAAUCCUUGGAGCAAGCAAGAACAAAUGCUAGGUCCAGCAUCAGUUACUUGUUCGAAAAACAUAUCUAUAUUUUUAUAUAUUCCCAAACGCUUGACAUUGCACUUUUCUACCUUGUUUAAUGAGGGAAAGCAUGUAUCUGUGAGCACUGCAUCUGUAUUUAGGUAUAUUGUGAGCCUUAAUGCAUAUCCAGUCCUUGUAGAAACUAGUAGUUAUUUAGCGGUAACUUAAGAAGAAGGAAAGUGCCUUGGAAUAAGAUCUUCUACACUAGCACCUUUGGUCUAACAUGAAUGGUGCGACAACGACUUCAUAUGUUGGUGCUUUCAGCUCUUCUCAAAGAUAAACGUUUUUACAUCUCAAUGAGCUGAUACCCGGAAAUAGAUCUUGUCUGUGUUUCAAUACUGUGAUAUUAGUCAUACUAUAUUUAAUUUAAACUAAACAGGGAAAAAUAAACUGAAUACAUGACCAUGACCACUGAUAUAUUUGUGUAUUUAAAAAGGAAUUUGUGUGAAAUAGCUGAAUUCUCACAGAUUAAAUAAAGCACAAUCGUAUGUU
Seriola aureovittata is the source of this 1803-nucleotide messenger RNA. RefSeq names its product regulator of G-protein signaling 20. Bases 384 to 1073 code for a protein of 229 amino acids. NCBI's taxonomy places the organism in Eukaryota, Metazoa, Chordata, Actinopteri, Carangiformes, Carangidae. The record is from RefSeq and is a predicted model, not a curated record. The transcript is spliced from 5 exons.